AAUUCAACGUUGAUGAUGCUGUUGUCUGCAGUUCCAUUAUAAAUACAUAAAUAAAGGUAUGUUCUCAUUGCACAAGUAUAUUUUUGUCAUAAAAAAAAAAUGAAAAUAACAAGCUAUGAAAACUGAUCACGUCUAAAAUUAAAAUCCAAAUGAACAUACACAAACACUCCAGCACAGAGUUACGAAAAUCGUGAAUCAUUUUACGCACUAGUAAUGUGUUGGUACAUAAAUAAAAAAUCAAGUACGUUGAGUUGUCAAUAAAUAACAAUCGUGGAGGUGGUAAUGUUACUUAAAAAAUCUAAUUACUUGUACAAGCUGUCGCCUGUUUAUUUGUGUAAUUUACUGUCGAUUAAAAGACUGUCACGUAUGAAGGGGAAGCAUCCAGGGCAAUGAAGUCGUCUAGUUCUUUUAUUAAAUUUAAAUCUUUACUAUCAUGGACUUUAUCAGGAUCGUUGUCGACAUCAGCGGUCAUUAUAUAUGGAUUUAUCCUGAUUAACCUGUCGCGAUGUGAAGUUCCGAGUGUUAGCGCCGGCAAUUAUACGAAAUUGCCGGCUAACAAUCAAACGAAGCUUGAUAAUCAUAACAAUGUUACCAUUAUCAGUAAUUUAACUUUAAACAAUUCAUUAAAUAGUCAUAGUUCAUCUUCAUCAGUAAGUGAUGAUAAACAUAUUGAUAAAUUAAUAAACUCGAGCACUUUGAAAAAUAAAAGCACUGCUGUGCAGAAUGCUGAUCAAACUGCUGAGACUGUGCUUCCUAGCGGUCAUGGACCAUCUCUAGAUUCUGGGGCUAUGAUGAGAGCUUUUUAUGUUUUCCUUGGUCUCAGUGUUAUCGGUGUCGCCUAUUUAAUAUUUCGUUCUACUAGAUUACGCAACAGUCCAGCACAAAUGGUCAGAAAAUAUGGAAUACUCGCAAACAAGCAAGACAUCGAAAUGCGACCACUGCCUCUUGACGAAGAAGACGACGACGAUAAUAUCGUAUUUGAUGCCAGUGGACUUGCUAAAGAGCUACAUCUAGCUGCUUAAA
This is a messenger RNA of Cotesia glomerata, 1023 nucleotides long. RefSeq lists its product as uncharacterized. Lineage: Eukaryota; Metazoa; Arthropoda; Insecta; Hymenoptera; Braconidae. The record is from RefSeq and is a predicted model, not a curated record. The coding region runs from base 390 to 1022 and encodes 210 amino acids. The transcript has 3 exons.